Messenger RNA from Caenorhabditis auriculariae, 4536 nucleotides. Lineage: Eukaryota; Metazoa; Nematoda; Chromadorea; Rhabditida; Rhabditidae. The record is from the annotation of a GenBank genome assembly.
AUGUUGGACUGGUACUCUGGGGAGUUCAACUUGAUCAUGUAUGACCGCGAUGUUCAUCCACAGGAUCGUAGUAAACUCGUCCUUCAGGUUCGUUCUGAAAUAGUGAAAAGAGAAAAAAAAAACCUCUAUUUCUUUUACCGCUGACUUGAGGAACUUUUAAAAUAGGGUCUCCGAAAACUAGCGAAAGAUUUUUUUUUAAAACUGAGAAAAUCAGCAGUGACUAUACUACACUAUAUUUAUAAAUUUUCUAACGCUCAGCCAACUUUUUUUCCAGCUCCGCCCGCCAAACUUGGAAAAAAUCAUCGGCGGAGUGAAAAUGGAGCUGGUCCAGCUCGCGAAACCCAGCGAAACUGAGCUGGAACCACUGCUGCAGCUCUCGAUCCGUCAGGUUUGUCUGACCUCAAAAAUAGAACGAAAAGAACAUCUAAAGAACGUCCUGAACGAGUUCGUCAGGCAGCAACUCCUACGUGAUCCGCGAGACGUCCAGGCACAGCUGGACGAGGUCGCCCAGCUCAUGGUCGAACUCGACAGUGUGAGCUCCUUUUUUGAAAGAGAUUGGGAACGAUAGAUGCAGUUUUUUGCGCUGGUUCUGGAUCCGUGUUCAGAUUUCGUAAGGAAUGAGUUUGAAAAUAGUUACGACCACUUGAAUUUUCGAAAAAAUGGGUUUUUUAUUUCUCAUUCCAAUGUUAUAGGAGCUAGUCCAGGUGCACGUAAAGUUUUAAAUUUUUAAAUUUUUAGGCCGCCGCCAUCUCCUCCAGAAUGACUCCGAACACCACUUAUAUGACCUUCAAGCAGCUUUUCGAGGCGAUUCCUCAAGUUUGUUUUAAGAGAAAAAAAUUUCUGAUGUUUCUAUGCCUCUCGUGUUUUUAUGUCAGCCAGCGGAAGAAAAAGAGGACAGAAUAUCUCGAAAAAAAUUGAAUUUUUUCAGUUGGACUUGAGAGGCUUCUUGAACGCCGGCCUCAGUACAGUCUACCAUUGGGCCGAAGAAGAUACCGUAUCGAUUCAGAAUUUCGAGUACCUGGCUCGCCUGGCCAAUAUCAUGGCGAGGUAUAAUUCUGUUAUGAAAAAUUUUUAAAGGGUGUUUGAAAAAGUUUUGGCGGCAAAACGGUUUUAAAGGUUGCAAUGCUCUUACUUACCAUUUUUUCGAUGAAUAUCCCAUUUUUUUGGAUUUGAUUUAAUAGAUUAAGGCUUGAGGCUAAAAAAGAAAGUUUUUUGGUUGAAAAGUAUCAUAGUUGACUCACGGGUGGCUUGCGACAUCGAAAAAGGGUCCUGACACGAUAAGAAAAGAGACAGUGCACGGUUGUUGGAGGGCGCAGACAGGCCACGCCUCUUUUCGUACCAAGCUAGCCGUGAAUCGACUAUAUCUCUGAACUGGAACACGUCAAGGCGCGACCGACUGUUUCACUGCCUCUCUGACUGCGAGAAAACGACGAAAUAGCAUGUGGCAGAGAAAAGUUCGAGCUUCCCAUAAGGCGCUUCAGUUCAUUUUUUGGAUUUUUGAGCUCUGAAAAACACAGGAAACUAUGAUAAAAAAGACCAGGGAGAACUAAGGAGUUUUAGAGUGGUCCCUAAAGGGAAAUAAAAACCCCCUAUAGGGGGACGAAAAAAUGGUUCCUAUAGGGGUUUAGGGUCUGACCUCUUGGCUCCUAAAGCUUGAGUGGUCCCUGUAGGGUUCUUUCAAAGCCGAUGGUUAGUUUUUCCCAUGGAAAUGCUUCUUUGCGUAGAGUUCAAAAAAAUUAUCGACUAGAAUGCGCCUAUAGGGGCCACUGACUAAAACCCCUGUAGGGGACACUCCUAGUUGCCCCUAUAGGGACCACUCGGGAGUUCCUAAGAGGUUUUUUUAAGUACGAGUCGACGAGCUGUGGCGAAUUACCUUUUGACGGUUACGGCCAUGAACCUCAAGCAGUACUCCUAUUUUCCGAGCGAGCAGUUCAGGUGGGACUGAAAUGUCCGUUUUCCCAAAUAAUUCAAAAUCAGUUGGCGCGAAUGUGUCGAGCAACUUUCCCAGUUGGAAGUCGUGUCCAAGCUCUACAUUGAGCAGUUCCGACGCUUCGAUCGCAGUGAAGUAACAGAAUUUCAGAAUCAAGAGAAUAUUUCUGAAAUUCAGGUCUCCCAGUACCUCCAAACCCUCAAAACCGACUUCCUCUCCACGCAUCGGAAUACUCCCCUGCAGUACUUGUCCACGAUAAAUCGCCUCGGAUUCUAUGUCGGAUUCCCGAAAAGGCUUCUGGAUGAGGAUUCCGUCUGGAUGCCACUUUCUCAGGUUCCACCAUGCUGCGAAAGACCGUGGUCGCAUUUGGAAUGGCUCGAAGCGGCGCGGUUCUUAUGCUUUCCGAUGCUUCUGCGCGCAAGUCGUUUUUGGUCGGAUGCUUGAGCCAUUCCACAUGCGACCAUGGGCUUGAGGACCUUCUGAAGCCUUAUAUUGAAAGUUUUUUACAGCUAUCGCUAGACUUGACCGACUACUUCAAUUCCAUCGUUCGAGUCUCCAAAGAGGAGAGAAACUUUGCCCUAUCGCAAAUCGGAACCUACUUGGAUAGGUUCGGAAAAUUUAGAAAGGCAAUGCCGCGCCAGCUUUUAUUCUCCCUUCUCCUUGAAAAACGUGACCUGUUUCUCUGCAUGCGCCUUUAAUUAGCCUAAAUUUUUCGUUUUUUAAAGGCGCAUGCAAAGGGGCAGGCCGCGCGCAUCGAAGGGAAGGAUUUUUGAAGUUACAAUGAAAGAAAAAAAACGCGAAGCUGGGACGAAAUGGACUAUAGAUGAGCUUAAAAUUGACAGAAUAAAAUAAAUUCAGUGACGACGCUCCGAAAUUCCCCGUCCUCAGCGCGGAUAUGCUCUUCGAUCCUCAUCUUGGAGCGAUUGGUAAUAAUAUAUCCCCAAAAUGAUCCAAAAUUCAACGUUUCAGUACUGCCGAUGUCCUUCCUACAGGCCCCGAUUUAUGUCCCAGGUGACGACGUUCCAAUGUACGGCGUUUAUUCGAGUCUCGGCGUUACUGUACUUCAGAUGAUUGCCAAGGUUUGUUGAAGUUCUGGGCCUUUCGACGACUACCAUACUGUAGUAAUAUUUACCAGAUUUUGGCGGGAAAUCAAAAGUUCAAAAAUCUUGGCUUCUCACUGUAAGAACUCUAGUGCUCACUUAAGAGGUUUCUCAAGGACUACUUGGAGAGGACACUAAAGGGGCCACUUAAACUACCUCUACAGACUACAUUUCGCGUCAUUAUAGUAGUUUUCAGUGGUCUAGUAGUACGAUUUAGACUCCUCCACUAAUUUUUAGUCCUUUAAGUGGCCACUAAUUUGACUACUAACGGCCGCUAGGACGUCAAAAUCCUAAAGGGCCCACUAAAAAACUUUCCCAGAAUUGAUGAUUUUCUACAAAAAAAAAAGCUUCAAAAGUUGACAGUUUCUUCACAAAAAUGCCUCUUUCAGGUCUUCUGGCAAGGCGUCAACCAGAAUUCGCAGCUUCAAUGUCUGGACAACGUUUUUCGAGGAUUCCUUGGACCAGAUCGUCAGAAUUCCGUCAAUCUUGAUGUGAAUUCGGGAUAUAUCUUUGUAUUGAACGUCACUUUGUUUCUAGAAAGAUUUGAUCUAUACUAUCGAACUGUCCGACGCCUUCAAAACGACCCUCUACGGCUACGCCAAAUGGCAAAACGAUCAUUCUAUUCAUCAUGUCAGUGGUCCAUUGAAGCCUGAAAAGUAGAAGGAAAAUGGCAAAAAAACUUUUGCGCGGAGAGGAGUCGAACCUGCUUCCUGUUUUAGGAGGAACUGGUCGCUAGCCAUUACACCAAUCUGCCAAAAACCUGGAAAAACACAAAAAUUCAGAUUUUUCCUUGCAAGUCAUGUCAAAUAGAGUACGAAAGUUUCUUCGUACCUUCAAAUUAUUGAGAAGGAAAAAAUUAUUCCAAGUUUUUAGGAGAAAACUUUGCCAGCCUAUGAUAAGUUCGAUUCGAUCAGCAGCCUGAUUGUGACCUUUUCUACAGUGAGUUAACGUAUGGUCGCACUUGGAAUGGCUUGACGCGCCGCGGAUGCGAUGCGGUUCCUUCAGAGCGUGAUUUGAAAGGCGCAUGAUGAUGUAGUUGUUUCACUACUAGCUUAAAACGCAAAGGGGCGUGGCCUGUCUGCGUUCUCCACCAACCCGGCACUUUCUCUUUUUUAAAUCGUGUCAGAACCCUUUUUUUCGAUGGCUCAAGCCAGCCAGAAGAGUUUCAAGUUGGCUUUAAGGCUAACUUUGAACGCAACUCGUCCGCGUCGAGCCAUUCUACAUGCGACCACUACAUAUAGAUUCAAAAUGUAUCAAUAUUUUUCAGUUGUUUUGCAAUUUGGAAGGAAUCGAGCCGGGCAGCGACUACGAAGCCAUGUCAGUAGAUUUAUUCAAAAAAAAAAAUGGGAUUUUUAAAGGCGCAGCAGCUUCUAAAACGACUCGAAACCCUUUUAAACUUCAAACUUUUUCAGGAUGAAUACGGUGGCCAGCAAUUCGCGCCAAUACUCCAUAAAUUUCCAUUGCUCUAACUCAUCUCGGAUUUUCAACCGUCGAACUUGUGUCUAG